AUGAAGAGAGGCAAGUGCUUUCUCGUCCAUGGUUUCCCCUGCUUACUCCUACUCGUCGUAUCUGGCUGCCUUCCUCAUGUCAGCUCCCUUAGCUUCAAUUACAACUUCUCUGCUCCCACCGGUUUCGCCAGCACCGAUCUCAGGUACAUGAACGACUCUGCCCCCGUUCUCGACCGGAUCGAGCUGACGAACCAAUCGAGGAGGUGGAGCACCGGCCGUGUAGCCCACAACCAGCUGUUGCGUAUAUGGGACCACAGAACCAGCAAGGUCGCCAGCUUCACCAGCAACUUCACCUUCGCCAUCAAGCCCGCCAGCAGCAACCCCCGGAGAGGUGAUGGCAUGGCGUUCUUCGUGGGGCCUUACAUGCCGUACUACAUGCCCAUGGACGCGCCCGCCGGCCACCUCGGGCUAUUCAACAACCGCGACAAUCCCGGAAACAACUACUUCCCGCCCACUGUCGGUGUGGAAUUUGACACGUUCAGGAACGUUGACUGGGACCCCGCUGAAACCAACUGCCACAUCGGCGUCAACGUCAAUAGCAUCAGGUCGACUAACUACACGGCGGUACCGGAAGGGAUCUUCAACGGGAUCAUGUCGGCGGAGGUCAGGUACGAUGCUAAAGCGGCCACGCUCUCGGCCACCCUGCGGUUACUCGACCCGCCGGGGCAGGGUACAUACACGGUCAGCGCGAACGUCGACCUGCAGGGCGCCGGUCUGCCGGAGAUGGUGGAGGUUGGGUUAUCGGCGUCCAUCGGGGACUACAUCGAGCAGCAUCAUAUUCUUUCUUGGUCCUUCCAGACCAUUAUGAUCGGCUACACAAAAAUGAUAAAUAUGUGGAUCUGA
Lolium perenne is the source of this 843-nucleotide messenger RNA. RefSeq names its product seed lectin-like. Gene Ontology annotation, molecular function: carbohydrate binding. NCBI's taxonomy places the organism in Eukaryota, Viridiplantae, Streptophyta, Magnoliopsida, Poales, Poaceae. The record is from RefSeq and is a predicted model, not a curated record.